Messenger RNA from Fundulus heteroclitus (mummichog), 3928 nucleotides. It is a transcript of the gene slc6a2, whose product is annotated as solute carrier family 6 member 2. Bases 285 to 2159 code for a protein of 624 amino acids. Gene Ontology annotation, molecular function: dopamine:sodium symporter activity; norepinephrine:sodium symporter activity. The transcript has 15 exons. Gene Ontology annotation, cellular component: neuron projection; presynaptic membrane; neuronal cell body membrane. The record is from RefSeq and is a predicted model, not a curated record. Gene Ontology annotation, biological process: sodium ion transmembrane transport; dopamine uptake involved in synaptic transmission. Lineage: Eukaryota; Metazoa; Chordata; Actinopteri; Cyprinodontiformes; Fundulidae.
UGCAUCCGGAGCGCAGCAGCAUCGGGUCAUGGAGGAGGUGUCCUCGGCUGAAUGAAGUACGGGAGAGUAGCUUUCAGCUGAGGAGCUUUGCACUGCUGCAUCGAUGUACACGGAGGUGUCACCUGUAGUUAAGGAGGACAACACUCCCGUGUUAAUGUUUUUGUCAGCGGGACGUUGAUCCUCAGCCCAGCGCAUUUACGCAGACAGCCAGCUCUACCAGGACCCGCAGGGGGGCUGUGAGAGCAUCGCGCCGGCGUGGGCUUCGUGUUCUUAUCGCGGAGAAGAUGAACAUCCAGAUCCUGCCGGAGCACAAACUGUCAUCGGUCGCCCCGCUGAAACAGUGCGAUGUGGAGAAAAAAGAGGUUGAACUGAUCCUGGUGAAGGACCAGAAUGGUGUCCAGUACACCAGCUCCUCCAUUAUCCCCACCCCUGGGAACGGCGUGGGUCUCCCCGGACCAGCUUCCGACCCCGAACGAGAAACUUGGGGCAAGAAAAUAGACUUUCUCUUGUCCGUUAUUGGCUUCGCGGUGGACUUGGCCAAUGUCUGGAGAUUUCCAUACUUGUGCUACAAAAACGGAGGAGGUGCCUUCUUGAUCCCGUAUACUCUCUUCUUGGUAAUUGCUGGGAUGCCACUGUUCUACAUGGAACUUGCCUUGGGCCAGUACAACAGGGAGGGGGCAGCUACAGUUUGGAAAAUAUGCCCCAUCUUUAAAGGUGUGGGCUACACUGUGAUUAUCAUAGCCCUGUAUGUUGGCUUUUACUACAACGUCAUUAUUGCCUGGUCCCUCCACUACCUGUUCUCCUCCAUGACACGCGAGCUUCCAUGGCUCAAUUGUGGCAACAGCUGGAACAGCGUGAACUGUACCGACCCUAACUACAUCAAUGGGUCUGUCCUCGGCAAUGGCACCUAUGCCAAGUACAAGAUCACCCCAGCAGCAGAGUACUAUGAACGGGGUGUGUUGCAUCUCCAUGAAAGUCGAGGUAUCCAGGACCUGGGCAUGCCUCGCUGGGACCUAACUCUGUGCUUAGUUGUGGUGGUCUUCAUCCUCUACUUUAGCUUGUGGAAAGGUGUGAAGUCUUCAGGGAAGGUCGUGUACAUCACAGCGACUAUGCCCUAUAUCGUCCUGUUUGUGUUGCUCAUCAGGGGCAUAACUCUACCAGGAUCCAUGGAGGGAAUCAAAGCGUAUCUCAACAUUGAUUUCAACCGACUCAACAACCUAGAGGUGUGGAUCGAUGCUGCUACCCAGAUAUUCUACUCACUGGGAGCAGGAUUUGGUGUCCUCAUUGCAUUUUCCAGCUAUAACAAGUUUAACAACAACUGCUACAGGGAUGCUCUCCUGACCAGCACAGUAAAUUGCGUCACCAGUUUCUUCUCAGGGUUUGCAAUAUUCUCUGUCCUGGGAUAUAUGGCUCAAAAACAUAAUGUGAGCGUCCAGGAUGUAGCAACAGAAGGGGCAGGUUUGGUAUUUAUCAUCUAUCCUGAGGCAAUUGCAACACUACCUGGUUCAACGUUUUGGGCCAUUGUGUUUUUCAUCAUGUUGCUAACUUUGGGCAUUGACAGCUCGAUGGGCGGCAUGGAGGCGGUCAUUACAGGCCUGACAGAUGACUUCAAGAUUCUCAAGAGGAACAGAAAGCUGUUCACCUUCGCCACGGUUUUUGGAACCUUCCUCGUUGCCUUGUUUUGCAUUACUAAUGGUGGGAUCUACAUUCUCACAUUGUUAGAUAAGUAUGCAGCAGGGACCUCCAUACUUUUUGGUGUGCUGAUUGAGGCCAUUGGAGUGGCAUGGUUUUAUGGUGUGGACCGCUUUAGUGAAGAUAUCGAACGAAUGAUGGGCUUCAAGCCAGGACUUUACUGGAGGCUAUGCUGGAAAUUUGUCAGUCCAGCUUUUCUGUUGUUUGUCGUAAUAGCCAGUACGCUGACAUCAGGAGGCCUGAGAUAUGAUGACUACACCUUCCCUUAUUGGGCCAACCUUGUGGGCUGGGGAGUAGCUAUGUCCUCCAUGCUGUGUGUUCCUUUUUAUGCCAUCUAUAAAUUCUGCAGUGUACCUGGAACUUUCAAACAGAAGAUAGCCUACUGCAUCACUCCAGAACAUGAGCAUCAUUUGGUGGCCGAUGGAAAUGUGCGGCAAUUCAAACUCAAACACUGGCUGGCCAUUUGAUCACAAAUACGCAGGACCCCAUCAUCCAUCAUUUGGAUUUCCUGUGUGCCACCCGUGGUUGGACUAAAAAGGAGAGCAGUCGGCUCCAGUUUCUCUCAGCAGCUUCUUUCUUCUCCCCAUGCAUUGACCACUCAAUGCCUUCAAUGGCUUCAAGCACUUUGAUUUCAGGGUUAAGCCUGUUAGCAUACUGAAAGAAUUCUACCACUACAGGUUUGAAAGUAGGGGUGCCCAAUGGAAAAAUUAGCUGUUACUAUUUCAAGGAAAAAUAUACGGAGUUGAUGUAAAGACCAAAUUAAAUUGCAGCUUUCACUAUAUGGUUAUGCACAGAUUUUAAUAUCUCUGUUACUUCUUAGGGUGGACAAAAUUCCCAGUUUGACAUCAAACAUUUCAAUCAUCCCUUUGUAUUAAUAGACAGGGGACCAAAACAUUUUGUUUGAUGAGGUGUCCAGCUAUUUACUACUCACUCCCUGAAGUGAGAAACAUUUUGUUCUUUCCAUUCUGUUAGCACAGAGGCUUAUCUCUGUCAGUGCCUUAUUAAGCAAGACACUCCAUGUUUUCUACAGUCUGUCCACAAACAAAAAGAGUCAACUGUGUUAACUCAGGAAACCACAGAAAUCAUAACAGUUUGUUGAUAGUGACCUCUUGGUUUUGACUCAGCUGUUUUGACAUUGCAUUCACGUAGUUGCAUUAAGUUCAACCUAAUUAGCAAAGAAAAAAAUAAACAGGACAGAUAAAAUGUUUAUGUGUUGCAUUGUAGAAUGAAAAAGGGAGUAAAACCAGACCAAAGACUUUAAAGAACCGUUGCAGGCUUUAUGGAUUAUUUGGAACAGUCUUAGUCCCCAGCUUUUGUCUCCAAGACUAAACUGGGACUUGGUCAGUGCCUAGCUGAUAACUUAAAUUCACCAAAACAAAUGGCAUUGCUUUUACUGAUGGUUUUGUAUUAUGUAACUUGGGCUUUUUAUUAUUCUUUUUUGUGCAGAUAUAAGGAAUAUGUGUGGCGUAUUCUUCAAAUGAACAAUGAGAGAAAGUAGAUAUACAGUGACAGAGAGAGAGAGAAAACGAGUGUAUGUGUAUUUUGUCUAUUGAUGGUUUGCUUUGGUGAAAAGUACAUACAGCAGAGGACUGAAAUUAAAAAUGCCUCUUAUAAUGUACUGUAUAUCAGAUUUUAUGGUAACUGCGUAGCAGAAACUUUAUGUUUUUAUUUGAAACAUAUGAUAUUUUGUAUUCUUCAUCAUGAUUAAAGUGCCAAUAUUUGUUUUAGAAGUUAUAUUCUUGUAAUGUAAUGAUCUGUUUCUUUUAUUACUUAUUAUUAUUUUUUUACUAUGGAAACAAAGUCAAGUUUAAUGUUGUUAAGAAAAUACUCUAACAGAAAAAGGAAUUGGGCCACAGAAAAAACGCAAAUAUAUGUGGACUAUAUAGGAAUACAUGAUAUAUAAAUAUAUCCUUUUGUUACAUUUAAUCUUGUAUUUAUCAAAUUGCUUAUAGCAAAUUGUGAAAGUAAAGUAUUUUAAAUGUAACUGUCCAUAGUCUUAACAUGUUGUUUGAUGUAUACCCGAGAGGAACUAUUUAGAAAAAAAAAAAAAGAUAUUCUUUAGUGUGCCCUGGGCUACUUUGUCUAAUGAAUGUGAUCAAAUACACCCUGGAUCUCCUGGACCAUGUUUACAGAACUGUUGUGUACAAUACCAAUGUCCAAUGGAACGUAAGUUACAGCUGUCUAUGAAGAAGUCUAAAGUAUUCACAAUAUAGAAAUAAAGAAUUUAUUCUACACA